Rosa rugosa (rugosa rose) is the source of this 2076-nucleotide messenger RNA. RefSeq names its product probable transcription factor KAN2. Gene Ontology annotation, cellular component: nucleus. The transcript is spliced from 6 exons. Bases 320 to 1576 code for a protein of 418 amino acids. Lineage: Eukaryota; Viridiplantae; Streptophyta; Magnoliopsida; Rosales; Rosaceae. Gene Ontology annotation, biological process: regulation of DNA-templated transcription; abaxial cell fate specification. The record is from RefSeq and is a predicted model, not a curated record. Gene Ontology annotation, molecular function: transcription cis-regulatory region binding.
UACCUUGUCAUUUGUUCUCUCCUCUCUCUCUCUCUCUCUCUCUCUCUCUCUCUCUCUCUCUCUCAUCUCAAUCUCCAAUCUCCAAUCUCUGCAACUAUCCCUCAAUUUGAUCAAAAUCCAUCUCCAAAAGACACCCAGAAAUCUAGCUAACACCUGAAAAUCCCUAACCCCCCAUCAGCUCAGAUCACCAAACACUCCUUCCUGUUAACAGUGAAGCUAGUGCUGAAACAAGACGAAGGAGCUAGGAGAUAGGAGUUAGAAGAGAAGAGAAACAAGGGCUUGUUUGGAUUGUAGAGAUAAUCAAUCCAAGAAGCUUUAGAUGGAGUUGUUCCCAGCACAGCCAGAUUUGUCUCUGCAAAUUAGCCCUCCAAACACCAAACCCACAUCAUCAGGUAGUUGGAGGAGAAGUGCAGAAGAAGAAGAGGCGGCAGAGGUGGAUUUGGGGUUCUGGAAAAGAGCCUUCGACUCCAGAAACUCAUCCAUCUCCUCCGACACCUUCUCCGACCUCUCGCUAUCGAAUCCAACUCGCCUCUCUCAUGAUCAGUACUCCAACACCAACAGGAUCAACCAUUUCCAUCACCAAAACCACUUCGGCCUCCAAAAUGGCCAUAAUGGUAACACUAAUGGUCUCCUUUUCCAUGCCUUUCAGCAAAACCAGUUCCUAAACCCUCAACACCAACUCCAUCAUCACCAAAGGGUAUUCGAGCAACAGCACCAGCAAGAACAACAAGGAGGGUACCUAGGCCCAGAGCUUGGGUUCUUGAGACCCAUAAGAGGAAUUCCAGUGUACCAAAACCCUCCUCCACCAAAUCCUCAUCUUCAUCACCAUCAUCCUCCUCCUAAUUUGUUCCCAUUUUCUGCACAAAAUAUUAAGCCUAAUCUAAAUUUGGACACUACCGCUACUUCUCUAUCCUCAUCCAACAGUACAUUAAGCUCACCCUCCAGUAACCCAUUUCUCCGGUCUAGGUUCUUGUCCCGUUUUCCUGCCAAACGUAGCAUGAGAGCCCCUCGGAUGCGGUGGACUACCACUCUACACGCUCGAUUCGUUCACGCCGUUGAGCUGUUGGGUGGCCAUGAAAGGGCUACACCAAAGUCAGUUCUUGAGCUCAUGGAUGUGAAAGAUCUCACCUUGGCACAUGUUAAAUCUCAUCUGCAGAUGUACCGGACGGUGAAAACUACCGAUAAAGCAGCGGCAACUUCAGGACAAUCUGAACUGUAUGAAAAUGCAUCAUCUGGGGAUACCACUGAAGAUAUAAUGUUCGACAAUAUUAAUCAGAACCCAACAAGGUCUUCCGAGCAGGGAAGACCAAAUCAUGCUCAAGAUAAGGAGUACUAUGGUGGCCUAUGGAGCAAUUCUUCAAGCAGAGAAGCUUGGUUGCAUGGAAAUAAACCAAAGGAUGAUUCUGCUGGAAAUAUGCCAUCUCUUCUUGAUGAUGAGAAGGACAUGAUGGAUCCCAAAGGCUUAAGAAGCAGCUUUGAGAGAAUAUCAGAUGUAAGCUCCUCAACAAACCAUUCAGGGACAAGCCCCAUGAAGCCUAAUUUGGAAUUCACUUUGGGGAGAGGCCACGUUAAUUAAUUAAUUGAUGAUUGAUUAAAUCAUCAAAUUAAUUGGUUUUUAAUUUCAUUAAUUAACUACAGAUGAUUUGUGUCUCUGAAUGGGAGCUGGGGAUGAAGAGAUGAGAGAAUCGGGUACCCUUCUGAGAAAAUCAGAGAGAUGAAAAAAAAAAGAAAAAAAAAAGAAAAGAAAAAGAAAAGUAAAAGGAGAGCUAAAGAAAGACAAGGAGACAAGAAAGACAGAAAGCAACAAAGGAGAAAAGGGAUGCAUGGAGAAAAAAAAGAAAAGCAUGUCCUUCAAUUCCUAUCAACCUCCUGUGAGAUCCCAAUCAACAUAUUAUAUUAUUCCAUCCUAGCUAGUCUACGUAAAUAUAUGAAAUCUAAUGUUCUUUUUUUGGCACUCAGAGAGAGAGAGAGAGAGAGAGAGAGAGAGAGAGAUGAGACCUCUAAAAGUAUGAAGUGAUCCUUGGUAAUUGUAAUGGAGCACUUUACAUUUUAUGAAAUAUAUUUAUAUUUUUACCA